GCUUUUUUUCUCCUCUUCCCUCUCUGUGAGGGACUCUUCUUCGUUUUCCUGGCUUCUUGAUCCCCUUUCCUAGUUCUGUGUAAGGGACUCUUCCUCCACCUCCUCCUGGCUUCUUACUCCCUUUUCUCAGUUCUCUCUAUAAGAUUCUCUUUUUCCUCUUCCUUUUGGCUUCUCCUCCUUUUCCCUCUCUUUUUCCUUUUUUUAUCCUUCUCUUGGCUUCUUUCACCUCUUCUCUUCCCUCUCUAUGACUCUUCUUUCUCCUCCUGGCUUCUUUCACCCCUUCUCUUCUCUCUCUGUGAGAGGCUCUUCUUUCUCCUCCUGGCUUAUUUCACCUCUUCUCUUCUCUCUCUGUUGGAGAUUGUUCUUCGUCCUCCUGGCUUCUUGCUCCCCUUCCCUAGUUCUCUGUGUGAGGAACUCUUCCUCCUCCUGGCUUCUUACUCCGCUUCUUUAGUUCUCUCUAUAAGAUACUCCUCCUCCUCUUGGCUUCCUUCUCCUCUUCCUUCUUUGUGAGAGACUCUUCUUUUUCCUUUUUCUUUCACCCCUUCUCUUCCCUCUCUGUGAGAGACUCUUCUUCGUCCUGGCUUCUUGGUCUCCUUUUCUAUUUCUCUGUGUCCUCCUCCUGGCUUCUUACUCCCCUUCCUUAAUUCUCUCUGUAAGAUCCUCUUUUACCUCCUCCUCUUGGCUUCUUUCUCCUCUUCCCGCUCUGUGACGGGACUCUUUUUUCUUCUCCUUCUCCUACCUUCUUGCGCCCCUUCCCUAUCUCUGUGCCUGCGUGAGGGACUUCUCUUCUUCCUCCUUGUCCUUCCUUCCUUUUUUUCCCCUUCUCCUCCUCGCAGCCACCAGCCGUGACGCAUCCCCCUUUCCCCCUCUUGCUUUAAAACUCCCCCUCCUCCUCCUCCUCCUCCUCCUCCUUCUCCUCCUCCUGCUUCCUCUCGCCCGCCUGGGGCUGAAUUAGUUCCCCUCUCCGUGCUGCCUCCGCUCUCUCUCUCUCUCUCUCUCUGAGCCUUUUUUUUCUCUCUCUCUCUCAACCUCCCCCGCCUUCUCCGCCUUCCCUUUUUCGGAUUUGUUGGGCGUUGUUGGGUGUCUGGUGGAAUUUAAGCCGAGGAGGCUCUUUCCUUCCUGGCCCGGGGCUGGCAGCUCAAGAAGAAGAGGAGGAGGAAGGGGGGAAGACUUGUUUGGAGGGAGGAGGGGAGGAGGGAGGGAAGGAAGGCAGGAAGGAAGGAAGGAAGGAAGGAGGUGAAGGCCAGGCGCUGCGAGAAGGAGCAGCCGCAGCCCGAGGGAGCCACCGAGAGAGGCUCCAAGCUGCCUUCUUCCAAAGGGAAGAACUAGAAGGAGGAGCAGCAGUCGUCGACGCGGAAGAGGAAUAAUCAUCGACCCAACUCCGGGGCAAAGAAGGUGCUGAAAGGACGACGAAGAAGAGGGAAGACUUGGACGGCUGCUGCUUAUUUUGGGGGGCGGACCCCCCCCCCCCAAGAAACACACACACACUCACCUCGAUCUCUUCCUCCGCCCCUCCGGAUCGAGGCCAUUCUGGCGGAAAGGGGCCAGGUUUGGGGGUCCGACAAUGGUGAGGUUUCUGGGGAGCUCCUUCUGCUGCGCCCUGGCUGCAUCGGUGCCGCUCCAUCCCCGCAUCGGAUCACGGUGAGGGAAAAAUGAGCGAAGAGACGGCGAACUGCAACAACGAUAAUAGUUAUGCCUGUGUGCGAGCUGUGGUGAUGACCCGUGAUGACUCAAGUGGUGGAUGGUUACCACUUGGAGGAGGUGGACUAAGCUGUGUCACAGUUUACAAAGUCAUUCACCAGGAAGAAAAUGGCUGUGAUGAUUUUCUUGUACAUGGGGAGCGUCUCAGGGAUAAAACGGUGGUUUUGGAAUGUACGUUAAAGAAGGACCUUAUUUACAAUAAGGUUACACCAACUUUUCACCACUGGAAGAUUGAUGACAAAAAAUUUGGCCUCACAUUUCAGAGUCCUGCUGAUGCAAGAGCAUUUGACAGAGGCAUUCGCAGGGCAGUAGAAGAUAUCUGUCAAGGUUGUCCAUCAUUACAUGAUGAAAUUGAAGUGCCUGCAGAAGGCUUUCCAGCAAUUCCAGAAAAUGCAUCAAGUUUGCUAAUGAAAGAGAAUAUCUUCCAACCUGAACCUAUAGUGAACAGUGAUCCUUACAAAAGCCUAAGUAUAAGACCAUUAGCCUUUGAAGAUUUGAACACAAGAAGAUCCUACUUUCACAGCCAGUCCAACCAGAUACCCCCAAAACCAAUCAGGAAUGUCAGUUUUCAGGACGAAGAAGAAAUUGUUCGAAUAAACCCUCGCGAUAUCUUAAUACGGCGCUAUGCAGAUUAUAGGCACCCAGACAUGUGGAAAAAUGACUUGGAUAGGGAUGAAGCAGACUCCUCCUUCCAGUGCCCUAAAACUGACUAUAAAAAACCAGACUAUCUCUACCCCUCGGGGGAUGGAACUAAGCUGAAUUCACUCAAGGAUUCAAAGGGUUCUGUGGUAUUUAAAACACAGCCGUCCUCUUUCAAAUUGAAAAAAUCAAAGAGAAGGAAAGAGGAUGGUGAGCGCUCUCGCUGUGUCUACUGCCAGGAAAGGUUUAACCAUGAAGAGAAUGGCCGGGGCAAAUGCCAGGAUGCUCCAGACCCGAUUAAGAGAUGCAUAUACCAAGUUAGCUGCAUGCUUUGUGCUGAGAGUAUGCUCUAUCACUGCAUGUCAGACUCUGAGGGGGACUUCUCCGACCCCUGUUCCUGCGACACUAGCGAUGACAAGUUCUGCUUACGGUGGCUGGCCCUUGUUACUUUAUCAGUCAUUGCACCGUGUAUGUGCUGCUACUUGCCUUUGAGAGCAUGCCACCACUGUGGUGAGGUCUGUGGAUGUUGUGGAGGAAAGCAUAAAGCGGCAGGAUGAACCCAGUCUGAUGCCAAAUUGGAGCUGACAAGUCUUUUUUGGAGAAAAUAUCUAACCUGCGGAAGUGUUUGGCAAGCAGAAGGGAAGCCUAUCAUGUGCAAAAGGCCAAUUGUGGAAGAAGCAGUAGAACUUGUUGCAUUUUACGAAUGCUCACCAUGCCUGAUGAUCUGCUUAAAGUGCAUGGUGUAAGUUGCAAAGAAGUUCUGGUGAAACAAAAGUCUUGUCUUAUGAUUAGCAGUUGAAAUAAGUAUAAACUGCAAUCUAUACCAUAAGGGAUCAACUUCAGCAAUGUGUAUGUUUUAUGGUUUAGGUGAUGGGAAGCUCUUUGAAAUAAUCUAUUUGGCAGAAAAUGUAACUAAACCUGCACUAGUGAGAGCUGAUUGAAACUAAAGAGAGUUAAUACAUUGGCAACUCUGGAGAAAUUGUAUUGAUUUAAGUGCAACUAAACUGCUUAUAAAUAGUUUUUGGAAGCAACUUUAUGUACAAAUAACAAAGGUUUAUAUUUAACUAAAUAUAUGGUACGAAUUAUUAAAUCUUCCUUCCCCUUUCCAAUUACAAAGCAGUUAUGGACCACGUUUGCAGUCACAUUCCGUGAUAGUAUUUCUCAAUAUUUAACCAGUUAACUUAGUAGCAUUUCUAUUAAAGAUGGACAAAUCAAUAUUUUCAGUCUUGUUUCCUUUCAAUUACAUUUUUGUAUUGAGUUCCCUCUGUACAUUUGGUAAUCUAAGAACCUAUAAAAUAUUAAUUAUUGUAGUUUUGAAUGACCAAUGUUUUGUUAAGCACAGGUAUAAUUGGCUAAUGUUCUUUAAAAAGUAACAUACACACAUAUGUAUAUGAUAUGACUAGUUUCAGUGUAAUGGCAAGAGUUCUUUUCCUCUUUCUCAACCUGCAGUUUUUCCUCUAAAGAAAUGAUGAUGAAUGUUUGGGGAAAAAAAUUAUAACAUGUCAUAAGAUACAUAUUUAUCAUUCUGUUCAGCUUGAUAUCAGGUGUUUCUAACUAAGGGAACAAAGAGUGUUUCAUUACUUUAAUUUUAUUUGGCUUAGAAUUUUUUUUUUUAAAAAAUCUAUAUGACAAACUGUAGCCCAGUUAUGGAGAAAAAAGCAAAUCAUUUAUUGUGAAUGAAAGUGACUUUUCCUUUUGUCUUUGAAUUGUUGUAUAUUAAUGAUGGAUGUUUAACUUAACAUUUGGCUGUGUGUUUUAAGUACAAAAUACAACCUAUGGGCAAUUCCUAAAUGUCAUACAUCACAUGGUAUAACAACAUAGCUGAGCUUACAGGUUUUAUUAAUAAAGUACUCUAAAGCA
Anolis carolinensis (green anole) is the source of this 4200-nucleotide messenger RNA. It is a transcript of the gene spred1, whose product is annotated as sprouty related EVH1 domain containing 1. The coding region runs from base 1653 to 2897 and encodes 414 amino acids. Gene Ontology annotation, cellular component: membrane. NCBI's taxonomy places the organism in Eukaryota, Metazoa, Chordata, Lepidosauria, Squamata, Anolidae. The transcript is spliced from 6 exons. Gene Ontology annotation, molecular function: protein kinase binding. Gene Ontology annotation, biological process: negative regulation of MAPK cascade; multicellular organism development. The record is from RefSeq and is a predicted model, not a curated record.